This is a messenger RNA of Funneliformis geosporum, 678 nucleotides long. The record is from the annotation of a GenBank genome assembly. NCBI's taxonomy places the organism in Eukaryota, Fungi, Glomeromycota, Glomeromycetes, Glomerales, Glomeraceae.
AUGGAUUUCCCUGAAUUUAAAAUUAAAAACAUUACUCGAAACUGUACUAAGGGAGGGGAGAACUACCUUUAUUUUUUUGAGUUGGAAGAAGUUAUUAGAGUGGAUGAUAAUGAGAUUAGCCAGGUCGGAGUUAAGGCUAAUACUAAUAUCUUAAAUAGUCCCAUUGAAGAAGAAUUUUUGAUAAAGGGAAGUCAUGUUAAAAUUACUAAUGUAAGAAAAACGCCUUAUGGUGUGCAAGAUUACAGAAUUAUAGGAACUACUCCUGCAAAAACUUUACUUAUUGAAAGAACUUGUGAAAUUAAUGUUGAUUUAAGAGGAGCAGAAAGAAUUUGUUUACAUAUUAGGAAUGGUUUUGAUUUUCAUACUGACCUAGUUCACAACCUUUUUAUUUGUCCUGCUGAUGGUUAUUCGGUUGGCCGAGGAGUGAUUAAUAGUGAAGGAUUAGAAACUAUUACUGACACUAUUGUAAAUUACAUGAGCAACCACCAAGGAGAGUUUAGUUUGAAAAGGAAUAGAUUGACCUACAAUGCCUACGGUGUAGGAGAAGAGCAAGCAGCGAGAAUGAGAUAUAUAGAAAAAGGAACGGGAGCACAACACCGCUGUCUGUUUCCUAAAUUUUUCUCAGAACAGCACUAUGAAAGAAUGAAAAAUGCCUUAGGGGAUAAUGUUGCCUGCAAG